AUGUCCUUGAUAUUCGUGGUCAUCCUUUGGUAUGUGGGACUCAGUUCUGCACUCGCCAUUCGCCAAUCCUGCCAUGUUCAGGAUGUAACCCAUACCUUCUACGGAUUUCCCGACAAUGAUCCCCCCGGCUCUGCGAUCGCGUAUGAUUGCGGCCGUGGUCUGACGGCUGGGGGAGUUGGAACCUUCAACGACCCCUUAACCUUCGCCUCAGCCCCGGGCGAGUUUCAGAUCUGCGAAAUCAUCUAUGAUCCCUAUCUGCGCAAGUAUCUUCGCAUGGAGGAUUACUGUGACUCCUGUAAUCGGAACUGGGCCAACAAGGUCUGGCAUAUCGAUAUAUGGACAGGGUCCAUUACUGUCAAUGGAGGAAAUGAUCAGCUCGAUUGUGAAAACAAGUUGACUCCGACACCGCAACACAAGCCUAUCAUUAGAGGGCCGGGGCCUAAUCUACCCGUGGACAGUACACCCCUCUAUGUUAUAAAAGAAGAGAAAAUGAAGAUCCACCAGCUGGUCUUCUUCUCCCUCGUUGCGCUUGCUACUUCUGCGCCUGUUCCUGAAGAGGAUAAGCGCAGUAGCAUUCUAGAUGGCUACGUGUCAGCCGGUGAUAUGGACAUUCCCCACGCCUCCAAACCCGAGCCCACCAAAGAGCAAGACAGGAUGUACAACGGAAUCUGGAUACCUCAUACCAUAGAUUGGAGAUUCCCGCCUCGUGCAACCCGGUCUGAAACUGAAACAGACUUGUCAUCUGGUGGCGCCGAGGAAACCAGAGACGAUAAUGAGGACCAAUGA
Aspergillus nomiae NRRL 13137 is the source of this 786-nucleotide messenger RNA. RefSeq lists its product as uncharacterized. The record is from RefSeq and is a predicted model, not a curated record. Bases 1 to 786 code for a protein of 261 amino acids. Lineage: Eukaryota; Fungi; Ascomycota; Eurotiomycetes; Eurotiales; Aspergillaceae. The transcript has 4 exons.